Coregonus clupeaformis (lake whitefish) is the source of this 2167-nucleotide messenger RNA. Its product is annotated as zona pellucida sperm-binding protein 3-like. Lineage: Eukaryota; Metazoa; Chordata; Actinopteri; Salmoniformes; Salmonidae. Gene Ontology annotation, molecular function: acrosin binding. Bases 67 to 1743 code for a protein of 558 amino acids. The record is from RefSeq and is a predicted model, not a curated record. Gene Ontology annotation, biological process: positive regulation of acrosome reaction; egg coat formation; binding of sperm to zona pellucida. The transcript has 11 exons. Gene Ontology annotation, cellular component: extracellular matrix.
UUCAUCAGUCAUACCAUAGCAGAGGCACAUUGCCCUCUAACCUACAGGUUCACAUAAGUUGUUGGCAUGGGAGUUAUAAUGGCAAACACGCUCUGGGUAUUGUUAAAGCAACUAGUUUUGUUUUUACUGGUGGGAAACUUAAUUGCUCCUGCUUUUUCACUUACUUACAGCACUGGCACAUGGCAACAACUUCCAGUGCGAAUGCCGCAAUUUGGAAAUCGUCCGCCCUUUAAACAGCUUCAACUUCACCAACAAACAGCUUCCAGACCAGAUCGAGUGGAAACGGUUGCUGUGACGUGCCAUUCAGACUACAUGGAGGUAGUCGUGAAAGCUGAUCUGUUUAAACUCGGUAGUCUUAUUGACGUGGAUGACCUGCGACUUGGAGUUGAACAGUACCAAGACCAAGAGCCGUGUAGGGCUACAGCAUCCGCAGCCGGAGAUGAGUACAGAAUACUUGCAGCGCUAUCGGACUGUGGAACCAAUCAUUUGAUGAACGAAGACUCCUUGAUCUAUACAAACCUCCUCAGAUAUACGCCCAGAACCACUCCAGAUGGGGUUAUUCGACUGGAUGGUGCUGUAAUCCCAAUUGAGUGUCACUAUAAAAGGAAGUACAGUUUGAACAGUGCCUCUCUCCAGCCGACCUGGAUCCCCUUCACCGCCACAGUGUCUGCUGAAGACACCCUGCAGUUCUCCUUAACCCUUAUGACAAGUGACUGGCUCUAUGAGCGGGGUUCUGCAGUCUACUUCCUGGGUGAUCCCAUCAACAUUGAGGCGUCUGUCAGGGUUGCUCACCAUACCAGGCUCAGGGUUUUUGUUAGCAGUUGUGUGGCCACACUGGACCCAGACAAGAACUCUGUCCCCAGAUAUGUCUUCAUUGAGAAUGAUGGGUGCUUGGUGGAUUCCCAGCUGCCUGGCUCCGACUCUGGCUUCAUGCAUAGAACCCAGGACAACAAGCUCCAGUUCCACAUUGAUGCAUUUAGGUUCCACCAGGAAGACAGGCCAGAGCUGUACAUCACAUGCCACCUUAUGGCAGUCCCUGUCAUGGACCAUGCAGAGCCUAGCAACAAGGCAUGCUCCUUCAUCGAUGGCAGAUGGAGGUCUGCCGAUAAGAAUGAUUUGCUAUGUGGCCGUUGUCCAAGCCUGAAUAGCCAGACGGGGGUUGAUCAAGCUCCAGCACGACGUCCCCUCAGUCCAAGACUAGGUGGUAGCCGACCUGAACCUCGUGGCUACCGCAGCAAACCUCCAGCCUCUGGCGACCAUUGGCGUGGGAUGAGGGCUAAGAAAGUAUGGGACCAGGAUGCUACUUUGGGCCCCAUGAUGGUCUUCAAAACCAAGCAGAGUGCACCUCUAUCUCCACGGACGAGGGAAGGUAUCGCUAUACAUGGCUUCCCCUCCGCAACAGGGGACAGGAGGCCUGUAUCACCUGGCAGUCGUUGGAAGAGUGGAAUGGACUUCAAGAAGGGACCUUAUUUCACCCAAUCCCAAAAUGUGGGUAGUCCCUUGGGCCCGGGGGUUGGACCCAACAACAGGCACGGUUUCGUUAGCUCUGCAAUAUAUGAUGGCUUCAUCAGGCAGAAGGAACUAAUCACCCAAAGAGAGCUGGAGCCCACCCCAGAGUUGAAUUCUACACUUGAGCCCAUUGGGGACCUUGGAGAAGAGGUUCCCACAGAGCAGGCUGGUCUGAUUAAAGAUCUAGGUGACCAGCAGGAUGACAAGGAUCGCUAUAAAAUUGGAACUCAUUGAAAGGCUGGCACACCUAGCCGGAAUCGCUCAGUUCUGCCUCCAGGACAAGACUCGUACCAAUAAAUGUCUACCUGUGCAUGGCAAUUGCCACUAUCACUUGUGUAUAUAUCAGCUUUUGAUGUGGUUUCAUAAAGCAGUUAUGAAAUGUUUGCAGUCCACUAACACUACUCUAUAGAAUUGUGAGGUUGCUGUGGUGGCCCCAUUUGUGCUGCUUGGAGCUAGACUAAACUGACUGAGGGUGGUGCCAGUCCUGGUGUCCCAGCACAAGGUGGAUGACCCUACAACCAAGUGACCUCAGCACCACCACAUCACUCAACCAGUGGACUACCACCACACUAAGCAGACAUGGUCUCAUCAGAUCUCCAAAGAAAAUGAGCCAAAGAUUACUGUUAACCUCCUUGAAAAAUAAAUGUAUUUAAAGAUA